UCUAUCUGCCUGACUCUCCUUCCCUCCGCAGAGUCUCUCCUCUCGCACCACCUCAGUGCUACAGACCCCCUCUGUGACCAUGUCUGUCCGAGCCUUGAAGACCACCACCUACUCCACUAUGUCGACCUCCAGGGGCCCAAACCAGGGCUUCAGCAGCCGCUCCUUCUCUGGCUAUGGAGGCCGAGGUGUAGGGAGUGGCAGGCAGAGCUACGCUGUCCGCAGCUCCUAUGGAGGUGUGGGCAGCAGUGGUGCUGCUGUGGGUGCAGGCGGUUUUAAGGUAGCCGGUGGUUUUGUUGCUGGGGGAUCUGGACAAAGAGGAGGUGGACUGGAGUUUGGCUAUGUAGGCUAUGGUGGAGGGAUGGGAGGUGGCAUGGCCAAUGAAGUGGCUCAUGCCCCCAUCACAGCAGUGACCGUGAACAAGAGCCUGCUGGCCCCCUUGAACCUGGAGAUUGACCCCACCAUCCAGGCCGUCCGCACCCAGGAAAAGGAGCAGAUCAAGACCCUGAACAACCGCUUUGCCUCCUUCAUUGACAAGGUACGCUUCCUGGAACAGCAAAACAAAAUGCUUGAGACCAAGUGGAAACUUGUGCAGGAACAGACCACGUCUCGCUCCAACAUUGAUGCCAUGUUCGAAGCCUACAUUGCCAACCUACGUAAGCAGCUGGACAACUUGGGCCAUGAAAAAGUCAAACUGGAAUCUGACCUGAAUCACAUGACAGGCCUGGUUGAAGACUUUAAAACGAGAUAUGAGGAUGAGAUCAACAAGCGCAAUGAGUGUGAGAACAACUUUGUCCUCAUAAAGAAGGACACAGACGCAGCCUACAUGACCAAAGUGGAGCUGGAGGCCAAAGUAGACGGCCUCUCUGAUGAGAUAGAGUUCCUGAGGCAGAUCUAUGAUGCAGAAAUCAGUGAGCUGCAGAGCCAGAUCAAGGACAUAUCUGUUGUGGUGGAGAUGGACAACAGCCGUAAUCUCGACAUGGAUGCCAUUGUUGCUGAAGUGCGUGCCCAGUAUGAGGACAUUGCCAACAGAAGCAGAGCAGAGGCAGAAUCAUGGUACCAGAACAAGUACGCAGAGAUGCAGCAGUCAGCAGGUAAAUAUGGUGACGACCUGAAAUCAACCAAGGCUGAGAUCGCUGACAUGAACCGCAGAAUAAUGAGGCUCCAGUCUGAAAUCGAAAUGGUUAAAGCUCAGCGAAACAGUUUGGAAGCUCAGAUUGCAGAGGCUGAGGAACGCGGUGAACUGGCAGUGAAGGAUGCUAAACUCCGCAUCAGAGACUUGGAGGAAGCUCUUCAGAGAGCCAAGCAGGACAUGGCACUGCAAGUCCGCCAAUACCAGGAACUGAUGAAUGUGAAGCUGGGCCUGGACAUUGAGAUUGCAACAUACAGGAAACUGCUGGAAGGAGAGGAGAGCAGACUAGCAACUGGAAUCAAGACCAACGUGUCUAAGCAGACUUCUUUGAACUACAAUGCCUACGGCCUGGAAAGUUCCCGCACUCCGUCCUACGUCAGCAGUUCUUUUGAUGGACUCAGGGCUGGCAGCGGUUCUGCGUCUGCCUUCGAGGGAGCAGCGGUGAAGAGCACCACAGUCACCAAGACCGAAACUACAGUGAUCAAGACCGAGGAGAAGAAAGAGGAGGAGAAGAAGGUGGAGGAGGAAGAGAAGAAGGAGGAGGAGCAGCAGGAAGUAGCUGAGGAGGUGGCUGCUGAGGAGAAGAAGGAGCAGGAGCAGGUGGAGGCUGAAGCUGUGGCUGAAGAGUGAAAUUUUUAACAUCUUCUGACGGAAUUAUGAUUUUGGAGAUAAACAAAAAGCACACCCUCUCUGCCUGUUAUCCAGAUCUUUAAAAGUUACCAUAUAACAGGCGUGUUUCAGCUGUAAGAGGUGUAAACACAUUUCCAUCUUUAAGGAAGUGCUGCUAAUGGAUGUUUUGAAAAAUUUGUAGGUUAGCAAACCCUUCAGUCUGACUCACUGCCAGUUGUUCACCUGUGUCUUUUCACAUGUAUUCAGCCAGCAGGUGGCGGUGUUACACCUGUUUUCACCUGUUGCAUCUGAUCUACACCUAUCCAACACCAAGCACUGCUCUCACAGCAACCCACCACGAAGUAAUUCACAAUGUAAUAAAACAAGUAAUAAAAAAUGUUUGAGUUUGGAGAGAAAUAAACUACUGCCGUGCUGAACCUAUUACACCAAACCUGCAGUACUUAGACAAUUCAGUAGUGAUUAAGUCACAAAAGCCCUCGUGACUUCUGCUUUAGAAAAACCUUGUUGGCAACACCUAGAGUCUUGUUUGCACAGCAAUAAACUUUCAAACAAAAAUCUA
Molecule: messenger RNA, 2318 nt
Organism: Amphiprion ocellaris (clown anemonefish)
Lineage: Eukaryota; Metazoa; Chordata; Actinopteri; Pomacentridae
Product: keratin, type II cytoskeletal 8-like
Exons: 9
Coding region: 80-1759 (559 amino acids)
Biological process (GO): keratinization; intermediate filament organization
Cellular component (GO): keratin filament
Molecular function (GO): structural constituent of skin epidermis
Source: RefSeq, a predicted model, not a curated record